AUGACGAGAGGUGCGGAAUACGAGCGUGUGCUAAGGUACUUGGACGAGGACGGUGAUGGGAAGAUUUCAGCGAGUGAGUUGAGGAAGGGAAUAGGGAUGGUGGGUGGGGAGUUUCUGAUGAGAGAGGCUGAGAUGGCGGUUGAGACGUUGGAUUCGGACGGUGAUGGGUUUCUGUGUUUGGAGGAUUUGGUGAGGAUGAUGGAGGGAGUGGGAGAGGAAGAGAAGGUGAAGGAUUUGAGGGAAGCUUUUGAUUUGUACGACACCGAAGGGUGUGGGUUCAUCACCCCCAAAGCCUUGAAGAGGAUGCUCAAAAAGUUGGGUGAAUCCAAGUCCAUGGAUGAGUGCAAAACGAUGAUUGGUCGAUUUGAUUUGAACGGAGAUGGCAUGCUUAGCUUUGAAGAGUUCAGAAUUAUGAUGAAGUAA
Molecule: messenger RNA, 423 nt
Organism: Sphenostylis stenocarpa
Lineage: Eukaryota; Viridiplantae; Streptophyta; Magnoliopsida; Fabales; Fabaceae
Source: the annotation of a GenBank genome assembly